This is a messenger RNA of Daucus carota subsp. sativus, 876 nucleotides long. Its product is annotated as probable membrane-associated kinase regulator 3. The transcript has a single exon. Gene Ontology annotation, cellular component: plasma membrane. The coding region runs from base 1 to 876 and encodes 291 amino acids. NCBI's taxonomy places the organism in Eukaryota, Viridiplantae, Streptophyta, Magnoliopsida, Apiales, Apiaceae. The record is from RefSeq and is a predicted model, not a curated record. Gene Ontology annotation, molecular function: kinase inhibitor activity.
AUGGCCCCUAACUAUAAACAUGUAGAAGAAGAUGAGGAUGAGGGCUAUAUCGAUAUGGAUUUAAGCUCUUUUUCUUCCAACUUGUUUCGGCAUUCGAUAAAUAUUUCUCCUCCUCCUCCACCACAAGAUAUAGAAUUCGAGUUCUUCUCCAAUAAUCAAAAGAGUGAAACCUCUAUUUUUCCGGCUGAUGAGCUUUUUUACAAAGGAAAACUCCUCCCUCUGCAUCUUCCACCACGUUUACAAAUGCUGCAAAAUCUUCUCCAGCCCUCUACUACCACCACAACCUCGAUAUCUCGAUCAUGCGAUGUUUCUCCAUCGGAGUCGUUUAGGAGUACUAGUGAUAAGCAGCUUGAUGAUCAUCUCUUUGCUGAACUCACUGAUGAGAAAUUCAACGUUGGUGAAGUUCCCAAGAAGUCUUGGCCUAAGAAGAAGCUCAGGCUGAUCAAGAAGUUGUUAGCUGGCACACAUUUGAAAUCCUUGUUUUCCAAGUCUAGUUGUUCUGAUGAGUCCAUUGUCAAAACAGCUGCCAAUAAAGGAGAUCCGGGAAACAUAUCAAAAGGUGAAACUGACCGUUCAAGCAAGAAAGCUAAGAACUCCGCGAGAAGAUCAGGAUGGCCUAUCAGACAAGAGGAUCCAUUCAAUUUUAGCCACCGGAGAUCAUUUCAUGGGGAGAUCAGGCAUCAUUCUAUGAAUAAAUGCUCGUAUUCUGCUUCUUUAUCUUCCUCAUGUUCUUCUUGUUCAUCGUCAUCUUCAUUCUCUUUUGACACAAACGGGGUUCGUGGGCUGGAUCUUCAUAAGAGGAGAAUCAGCUCUGGUUCUGACACUGAAGGUUCUAUUGAUGCUGCAAUUGCUCACUGCAAAAACUCUCAACAAUAG